Cladophialophora immunda is the source of this 2752-nucleotide messenger RNA. RefSeq lists its product as uncharacterized. Gene Ontology annotation, biological process: ergosteryl 3-beta-D-glucoside catabolic process; carbohydrate metabolic process. Gene Ontology annotation, molecular function: steryl-beta-glucosidase activity. The record is from RefSeq and is a predicted model, not a curated record. The transcript is spliced from 2 exons. NCBI's taxonomy places the organism in Eukaryota, Fungi, Ascomycota, Eurotiomycetes, Chaetothyriales, Herpotrichiellaceae. The coding region runs from base 235 to 2532 and encodes 765 amino acids.
GCUGCUGAGCCAACUUGAAGUCGAAGUGCUACUGAUGCCGGCACCAUUUCCUUUUUCUCAGCUGCCUAUGAGGGAGAACUAGGCGUUGGCGACUUUGUGUUUUGUCCCUCGGCCCUGUCGUUGAUGCCGUCCUGCCUCUAGAGAAGCCUGCGCUCAGAACACCCCAGCUCUGUCUGGCAUCUGUGCCUCCCGCAUGCUCCCGCAGUUCACUCUACACAUCCCCACCGUCUCCCAAUGACAACCCGUGGACUCUCGAUCGAUGGAGUCAGAUUCCGAGAUGCAGAAGGACGUGAGGUGACUUUUCGCGGCAUCAACGUUGCUGGAGACUGCAAACUUCCCCGUCACCCAAGCCAACCCUCUCACGAACUCACUGGCUUCUUCGACGCCAAAAAUGUCUCCUUCGUGGGACGCCCUUUCACGGAGGAGGAGGCACAUAUACACUUUGCGAGGAUAAAGAGAUGGGGCUACAACCUGAUCCGGUACAUCUUCACUUGGGAAGCCCUGGAACAUGCUGGACCAGGCCAAUACGAUGAGGAGUUUAUAGAUCACACCAUCAAGAUCCUGCGGAUAGCAAAGUCUUAUGGACUCUAUGUCUUCAUGGAUCCUCACCAGGACGUCUGGUCGAGGUUUACCGGCGGCUCCGGGGCUCCCCUUUGGACUCUGCAUGCCUGUGGGCUGGACCCCGAGACCUUUGCAGUGAAUCAAGCUGCCGUUGUUCACAAUUCCUGGCCAGAUCCUGCGCAAUUUCCCAAGAUGCUGUGGCCGACGAAUUACACUCGUAUGGCUACCGAGACUACGUUCACCCUGUUUUAUGCCGGCCGGGACUUUGCACCAAACGCCAUCAUAGAUGGCAAGAACAUCCAGGACUACUUGACGGACCAUUUCAUUUCAGCCUGUGCACAUCUGGCCCAGAGAAUCCACGAUGCUGGCGGUCUAGAGGAUGAAUGUAUCAUUGGGUGGGAAACGAUGAACGAGCCGCAUCGAGGAUUGAUCGGUUGGGAAGACCUCAACGCGCUGCCAGACGACCUCAAAAUGAGGAAAGGAACAAUGCCAACUCCGUGGCAGUCCAUUCUGACGGGCUCAGGACGUGCCACCGAAGUUGACGUCUACGAUUUCAGCACAUUCGGGUCAUAUAAGAGCGGUCGAGAACUGGUGGAUCCAGAAGGGGUGUCGGCGUGGCUAUCGAAGGAUUUCGACGACACACAGUACGGGUGGAAGCGAGACCCAGGCUGGAGACUGGGCGAGUGCCUGUGGGCUCAGAACGGCGUCUGGGACCCCAGCCAAGACCAACUCUUGAAGCCAGAUUAUUUCGCCUCGAUACCCAAAUCGGGGGAGAAGUUGGACUAUCUCAAAUACACCAACAUAUACUACAUGCAACAUUUCCGGAAGUAUAGAGAUGCUAUCCGGUCGGUCCACAAGAAUUGUAUGAUUCUGGUGCAAUCAGCUGUUCUCGAAAUACCGCCGAACAUCAAGGGGACCGUCGACGAUGACAAGAGACUGGUCUUUUCCACUCAUUACUACGAUGGCAUCACGCUGCUUCAAAAACACUGGAAUAAAUACUACAAUGUGGACGUCUUUGGUAUCUUGCGUCACAAAUACUCCAACCCGGUAUUCGCUGUUCGGCUCGGCGAGACCGCUAUUAGGAACUGCCUCAGGGACCAGUUGAAGGCGAUACGUGAGGAAGGCGUGACAUAUCUGGGAGACCAUCCUACGCUUUUCACGGAGAUUGGCAUUCCCUUCGAUAUGGAUGAUAAAUACGCUUAUAAGUCUGGUGACUAUUCAAGUCAGAUCUCAGCCUUGGAUGCCAACCAUUUCGCCUUGGAGGGCUCGGGGUCCCAGGGGUAUACCUUGUGGACCUACGUCAGUCAGAACAAUCACCAAUGGGGUGACUUAUGGAAUGGCGAAGACCUCUCCAUUGUCUCGGUUGAUGAUCCUCUCCUUCCAAGCGUCUCGACGUUGUCUGCCCUCCCCUCUGUCAACCCCUCCACAGUAUCCCUGGGUCAGCAAUCAGCCUCCUAUUCAAGCACGACACUGUCUGACUCGACUACAAUAAACCCAUCAAACCUCAAAGACGCUCUGAUCACUCCUCGGAUCAAUCAAACCCCUCAAGCGAUCCAGGGAAUCGCAGAGGGAACGCCCGGCUUCCGUGCUGCCGAAGCGUGGGUUCGGCCCUCCCCAAUCGCUACCGUCGGUGACGUCGUGAAUUACGGCUUCGACCUGAAAUCCGUGACCUUCACAUUCUCCUUAACCUCAGACAGUGCGACAAAAGAAUCUGUACCUACGGAGAUUUUCCUGCCCGAGUUUCAUUUCCCGCCUGGGAAAACGCAGGUGGAGGUGAGUGGCGGACGAUGGAGAAUCGACGCAGUGGACGUCGAUGGUGAAGGCAUGCAAGUGAUGAAAUGGUGGCACGGGGCUGGAGAACAGAGUAUAACUGUCAAGGGCAUGAAGAGGAAACCUGGAGCGUUGAAUGAGGAGGAUGAUUCGGAAGCCGGGUAUUUGGACACGAUGCGGGAGAGCUGCUUGGUGAUGUAAAUCUGUAUGAAGCGGCCAGCUUUGGUCUUCAGCGAACUGUAUGUCUUGUUUGGGCGCAACGGAAGCGGGUUGGAAUCCACGGCUCUUUCUUGUUCAGCUGCGGCGACUGCUGUAUCUGAAUGUCACUGAUAUACAAUUGGCCGACUGCCUAUUUCCGCCUGGUGGCGAGAAAGAAGAAUACGAUGAAAUGAUGCAGUACAGUGUCUAACGCGAGUCCGCC